AUGGAUGAAGUUAUAAAGGAAAUGAUGGAAGGAUUAGCUAUAAAUGAAUCAUCAUCAUCAUCUUUGUAUGUUGAUCUUGAGUAUGAGUUUGAUGCAUGUCAGUUCUUCGAUUUAUCUGUUAACGAAACGGAUUCUGAUGUACGAAAAGCAGAAGGAUGGUUCAGAUGUAUUCCUGAAUAUCCGCCUGCUCCUUACAUUUUGAAGAUUAAGCUGAAGAGCACUCCUGCAAAUGAAGUUUAUAGCACCAACUCCCUCAAAACAGGAGGUGUUGAAGAUGUUAGUCCGUCCGUGAUAACUCCUUCAGAUUGUGGCUUAAUGUCCUCUUCAGAUGAGAAAAAUGAAGUUUUCAGUUGUGAAAAUCUCCUUGCUGAUAUACAAUUUCUGAAAGGUGAAUUCAAGUCCAUGAGUAGAUCAUCUAAUUCAAGUACUAAAACAUUUAUGAAGCCUACUGCCUGUCGUAUGGCCAAGCUGAAUAACAUGGUAGAUACUCAUACCGGAAGUGAUGGAAGGUCACCAAAGGUUCAAACUCCUAAUGGAUCAGAAACUGAAGACACCAAAAGACAGAAAUUAGAGAUUGGCUUUUUGCGUAAGGUUUCACAGCUGAAGCACCAAACCUCACUUUCGCACAAGACAAAGCCCGGAUCUAAAACUACCGUCCCUAAAGAACCGAAGUUGAUGACGGAAGAAAGAGCUCAAUGGCGUAGGUCCCAUAGUAAUCCUGAAACGAAUAUGCAUACCUUCAAAGCACUACCAUUGAAUAGAAAGAUAUUUGAUUCUCCUUCAUUGCCCAUCCGUAUGAAAAGCAUGACUCGGUCCACGCCUGAAAUACAGAAGUUUCGCUUCAAGUAUGACAACUGA
Messenger RNA from Erigeron canadensis, 858 nucleotides. RefSeq lists its product as uncharacterized. The record is from RefSeq and is a predicted model, not a curated record. Gene Ontology annotation, biological process: activation of protein kinase activity; mitotic spindle assembly; regulation of mitotic spindle organization. Gene Ontology annotation, cellular component: mitotic spindle; nuclear microtubule. Gene Ontology annotation, molecular function: microtubule binding; protein kinase activator activity. NCBI's taxonomy places the organism in Eukaryota, Viridiplantae, Streptophyta, Magnoliopsida, Asterales, Asteraceae. The transcript is spliced from 9 exons. Bases 1 to 858 code for a protein of 285 amino acids.